GUCUGUGGGGCUCUGGGGCAGCGUCAGCCGAGCGACUAUUUAAUUUUCGUUUUGCCGUGGAACCGUUUGGCGGCCCGCAAGCGACCGACGUGCGCGUUCUGAACAAUUUGAAAAUGUCGAGUAAAAGCGGUUCGUGAUUCAAUUUUGAUAUGCGCCUUUCUGUGUUACUGUUAUUGUGUGCAUACAAACAAAUAUUUAUUUCAACGGCAAAGACAACAACAAAUAUCUAAAUAGUUGCACAGCAGCGCCAUCUAGCGGUGGACAACUUGUUGCAGUUUGUUGUGAUUCUAGUUUUCAAUUGUGUGUCCAAAACUUUGACUGUCCAUAUCCGCCGGAAGCACCUUAACUGGCCAGAACAAGUGCAAAGCCCCUGAACUCAGUUGAGUCUAAACCCCGACCCAAAUGGCAAUCUAAAUAAAUAAACAAUUCAACAUUGGGAAAGAGCUUGAUGAAUUUACUUCAACAUGUCAUUGGAUAAUCCCUGUUAUUUCUGUAAUGACACCAAAUCGCCCCGCACGCCGGACUCUCAGUCCUCCGGCAAGGGCUUCUCGAUAUUCAAACGCCGCAAUUCCAAAGGCAGCAGUCCACGGCCAUUGGCCACAAAUCCGGAACAGAUGCGUCUCAUGACAUCGGCCAAUUUGGAUACAACAGCAACGAUGGCCUUUGGCAGCCCUCGCGGCAGCUUCAACUCGCUGGGCGGCCUCUCACAACAAUCGUUUGAACUGCAGCCGCUGAUGUAUCGCCAUAGAUCGUCGAAUUCGCAUUCGGAGUCAUUCCGCGAGAGACUUGGCUCCUGCAAUGAGACGCACAGUUCACAGUGUCCGGGAGGCGGCGCCGAGCACGACGAGGUCUUCAAUGCAAGCAAAUCCCAGCGUCAUCACACUCUACCCAGCGGCGGCACACGUCGCCAUUCAUUCGGCAACUGGGCACAGCAACAACAACAGCAGCAACAACAACAACAACAACAGCGACAGCUCAACACAUCUGGUUCAACAUGCACAUCGCCAUCGAUUGGACCCAGUUCACCGGAUGAGGUGCCCAGCAUGUUGGCUCCACGUCCUCCUGUGCUCUCGCCAAACAAAUUUCGCGGCACAUCCUAUCGCAGAAGAGACAACUGCGGCAACGUGAACAACACUAACGGAGUUCUUGCAACAUUCUACGGCUUCGGUCAGCCGGGUUACAACAUGGAUGACAUACUGAUCAUCACUGCCAAGCACAGCGAACGCGCUUAUUUGCGCGCCACUUUCCUGAAGAACCAUUUCGACAAGAUCACCAAGCAGCGCGGACGCAAACCAUUCAAUUUUCUGCAUAUUAAAAUUGAUGAUGGCCCCUUCAGCGAAGAAAUCGCCCAGAAAUAUCAGAACACAGCGCUGCAGAUCGUCAUUCUGUGUCCGGCAUUGUUGGCGUUGCCACACAGUUUCCUGAUGGCUCAGCUGACGUCGAUAAUACGCGUGGAGAAGGUGCUGGCCAUAUUGCUGGACGUGGGCGAGGACAAAGUCAAGGAGAUGCACAAGACGGCGCUGCCAAGUUAUUACAAGUGGCGUCGCUGUGUGGUGCGGGAUAAUGAUCAGGCGCAGAUCAGUAAUAUUCUGGGAAUUGCCACGGAUAUAUUGGGACGUGCUCUGUGCCAGCGUCCGCCGUGUCAGGACAACAGCAGCAGCAGCAGCAGCAGCAACAACAACAAUAGCAUCUCACGCAGCUUGUCCAGCUGCUCGGAGGGAUUCACCGUGCUGCCCAAGAAGGUGAAACAGGGCCAGAACAAAGUGUUGGCCAUGCUCGCGGAACCCUUAAAGCCAAACGAUACAUUGAAGUUGCUCGUGGAGAAAUCGGGAGAGUUGAUUGAGAUACGGAAUUUCAAGUGCCGCAAUCCGUAUACCGUACAGUUCGCCAUACCCGAGUCCUGCAUGGAGAUCUCCACCAUGAUUGAAAUACGCAUCGAGAAGAACAACAAGAGUCUGGGAGCUCGUCCCAUCAAAUGCGAGAGUCGUCUGCGAGAAUUGGAGCAACUGCUCAGAGUGGAGGAUUCUCCCAUUGAGUUCAUGUGCCAUGCCCUGGGUGUGGGUCCAUUGGAGCGAGAUGCUCUGGAUCAGCAUCUGCUGCAGUGCUUCCAACGCAACAUGCCACCCAAUUUCCAUCUGCUCAAUGGACCCUACGAGCGUCAGCCGCACUUCUUCACACGCCUCGAGUCGAGUCCUGAGGAGUAUCCCACUUUGCUGCACUUUGCGGCACGUUGGGGCUUCAAUCGCCUCUGUCUGCAGCUGAUGGAGUGUCCGGGCGGCGACACGGCCUGCGGAGUGCGCAACUGUGCUGGACGCACGCCCGCCGAGCUGGCCGAGCAGGAGGGUCACCAUAAGCUGGCCCAGAACAUUGUCAGCUUCUCGGAGUUUCAUAAUCUCACAAUGGUCUAUCAUUACUUCAAGGGCAUCGACAAUCCCAGCAGCGGCGCCAGCAGUCCAGGUGCCCAGUCCAAGCCAAAUAGCAACAAGAAUGGCCAGGUGGUCAUUGGAGCACUGCCCUCAUCCCCAAAGAGCAAACCACCAAAGCAGCUGCCAACGGCGGAGUACAUGGAAAUGUCCAGUGGAUCGGAGCGUGAGAAUACGCCGGAGGUGCGUGCCAAGACUGAGACAAUGGCCAUAUCGAAUCUCAACUACAUCAGCGUGGAGACGGAGGAUGAGAAUCUGCAGAGCUGCUCCACAGAGAAGCAUCUGGAGAGCAGCAAAGUGCUGGAGAGCACAACGGGACCGGAGCAAACCACCAAUGAGUUGCGCAUCAAUGAGCCGCCCUACUAUCAAUCCAAGGAGCAAAACAAAUCCCAAGAUGUGGUCGAUGGAGCAGCCAGCAAUUAUCAGGCAACCGACAAGUUCAGUCAGGAGUGCUCCCAACUGCUGGAGAAUCAGGCAAUGGCUGGCAAUGAUUAUGUCAUGCAGCCCUCCAACAUCCCCGUCUCGCCAACGACCACGACAAUGCCCGACGAUGGCAACUAUCUGUUCCAGCCCUCCAAUCGGCCGGUGGAGGAGCCACUGCGUCUCAGUCGCUCCACGGCGAGAUUGCCACAGGUCAGCAGCGGUUAUGGCACACUGAAGCGAAGUGCCAGCGAUGCCUCCAGCGGCACUCGGGCCAAUGCCGACGAUGAGCUGGCCGAGAUUAUGCAUGAUUUCAAGAACAAUGUGCUGUCCAUACGCGAUGUGGAGUUGCUCGUGGAGAAGUGGAAGCAUCGCAAUGAUGUGCAGCAGAGUUUUCGCGAGAAGCAGGAACAGAUCGAUCAACUGCGUCGCGAAUACGAGCGAAUCCAUGAUCAUGUCAAGUCCCAGCUGAAGCGAGAGACGCCCUUUGAGCGCAUCAAGAAGCUCUUCUCCAGACAGAAGCCCCAUGCGGCCGUGGAGAAGCAGACCAGCUGUGCGGACAGUCUGCUGGACGAGACCAAGAGCUCCAUUGCGACCAGUUGCAGCUUGAAGUCAUCGGCGCGUCCGAUUAGCUCGCUAAGUCUGCAGAGCGUUUCCAGUUCGAGUUCGUCGUCGGGUCGCCUCAGCACGGGCAGCAAUUGCAGUGGCGCCUCUCUGGGUGAUUCCGGCACACACUCGGAUCACGAGGAUCGUCGACAAUUCGGCUGUCGUCUGGGCAAUGCGGGUUCGUUGAUGGACAACUAUUUGGUGCCGCCGCCACCGCGUCCAGUCUUCACGCCAGUCUCCACGCCCGGCGAUGAACGUCAUCAGAUUGUCUUCCCCUCGCCCAUGUCCAGCUGCACACGCCUCCACACGCCCACAAGUCCCACGGGCUCCGAUCAUUACCAGAUGUUCCCAUCGAAUAUACCCGUCUAUGGCAAUGGCAGCCAGCCUCUGUCCACAUCGCAGAGCAGCAGCCUUUUGAACACCAUUAUGGAGGCCAAGGAGCAUACACAGGAUGCACAGCAGCAUUAUCAAAACGGGGUCACCCUACAGCCGAUCAAGCUGAAUGAACGACCCAACAUCAUCUACGGCAAGCUGACCAAAAGUCACUCCAGCAGCGGCUGCAGCUCCUUCAAGCCCAAGCAGGUGGCAUGCCCCCAGGUGGGCUGCAUCGAGGUCCAGGCAGAGGUCUAUCAAAAUGUGGGCAGCUCAACGGAGGAGGCAACGCCAGAGGUUCCUGCUAAGGAGCAAUCCACAGAGUCGCCCAACUACAUGAACUGCUAGAACUUCCCUCGCUCUCUAUCUAUGUAUAUCUCGUAACUGUCUAAGUUUUCAUAUCACACAUACAUACAUACGUAUAUCUAGUAUAUAGGUUUAAGUGCAUAUAGAAAUACGACGAGUCUAUCGAUAUUUUUGCUGGAAUGAGUAUAAACUAGUUAAACGAGUGCUUGAAAUGGGCCUAAACAUAAUUAUUUUAAUGCUAAUCGCUCUCUCACUCUUUCUCGACUACAUUUAGCUGACUAACUAACUGUAUAACAUUUCAUUUUGUAUUAUCAAUUAUCUCUAGUUAUCGUUAUCGAUCAUUAAAAUGUACAUUACUUUUUGAAACGAUUGCAAGCAACCAAAACAAACAUAUCGUAGGAUUUAAGCAAAGGUCUCGGCACCAACGAAUUGCGAUUAUGUAAUUCUAGUUUUAAGUAUUCCUCCCGUUAUUUCUCUUAAGUCUACCAUGCAAGCUAAGCAUGAAAAAAUACAUUUGUUCGCACACAAAGUUAAAUGCAAUAAAUUUUAUUCUUUAAACAA
Molecule: messenger RNA, 4688 nt
Organism: Drosophila innubila
Lineage: Eukaryota; Metazoa; Arthropoda; Insecta; Diptera; Drosophilidae
Gene: stumps
Product: phosphoinositide 3-kinase adapter protein 1
Exons: 7
Coding region: 465-4169 (1234 amino acids)
Cellular component (GO): cytosol
Molecular function (GO): fibroblast growth factor receptor binding; transmembrane receptor protein tyrosine kinase adaptor activity
Source: RefSeq, a predicted model, not a curated record